AACAGAUUAAAGUAAAAAUCAAGUAAACAAAAAAUUAAGGAGAAAAAUUAACAAUGUCGAUUAGGUUUAUGGUGAAGAGACUCGCAACGGUGACCGUUUCAAAAACUCAUGGAGGAGAUGUCUCCGGUUAUGUUCUCCGACAAGCUCCUACCCGGUUCGAUCGCUUCUUCACAGCUUUUAGGCCAACGGAGAACAUGAAAGACCGUCACUACGAGCAAGGUUCAAACAUUGCAAACGACGAUAGGUCAACAACGAGUUACGUAACGGACAAGGCAAAGGAAGGGGUGAAGAAAGCGACGGAUGUAGCCAUCAACGCCGGAGAUAACAUGAAGGAUGCGAUGGACGGCGCCUGGAAAGCGGCGAAGGAAACGGGUCAGAACAUCAGCGAAGCGGUUGCGGGCGAUGAUGAUGACGGCGACAGGAUUCAAGAAGACAAGGUCGCGGUGGAGCUGAAGGAUGUGAGUCAGCCUGUCGACACGACAGAAUAUAGAGGUGUGGAGGAUCUACAUCAGCAAACCGACGCCGAAAACAAGUCAGCGUGA
Messenger RNA from Eutrema salsugineum, 542 nucleotides. RefSeq lists its product as uncharacterized. The coding region runs from base 54 to 542 and encodes 162 amino acids. The transcript has 2 exons. Lineage: Eukaryota; Viridiplantae; Streptophyta; Magnoliopsida; Brassicales; Brassicaceae. The record is from RefSeq and is a predicted model, not a curated record.